AUGCAGCGCGAGAUCCUGGCGGUGCUCUGGCUGCCCGGGCGACCCCGGCUCCGCUCUCUGCCCCCCGCCGCCAGGCUGCCUGCAUCCGCGCCUCCCUUCAUGCUGAACCUCUACCACGUCAUGGCCGGCGGCGGCGACGACGACGAGGACGCCUUGUCCCCGAGGCGGCGCCUGGGCCUUGCCGACCUGAUCAUGAGCUUCCUCAACAUGGUGGAGUGUGACCAGGCCCUGGGCCACCAUGAUCCCCACUGAAAGGAAUUCCACUUUGAUCUGAUGCAGAUUCUGGCCGGGGAGGCAGUCACAGCUGCCGAGUUCCAGAUUUAUAAGGUGCCCAGCACCCACCGGUUCAACACAACUCUCCACAUCAGCGUGUUCGAGGUGGUCCAGGAGCAUUCCAACAGGGAGUCUGACUUAUUCUUUUUGGAUCUUCAGACCCUCAGAGCAGGCGACGAGGGCUGGCUGGUGCUGGAUGUCACAGCAGCCAGUGACUGCUGGUUGUUGAGCCGUAACAAGGAUCUGGGACUCCGUAUCCAUGUGGAAACCUUGGAUGGACACAGCAUUGCCCCUGGCCUGGCUGGUCUGCUGGGGAGACGGGCACCAUGCUCCAGACAGCUUAUCAGGUCACCUUCUUCAGGGCCAGCGGAAGCAUUCUCUGUGGCCCCUUUCACAGUGUGACCCCUGAAGAGGAGACAGCUGAAGCAAACCAAUGAGCUGCCGCACCCCAACAAACUCUCAGGGAUCUUUGAUGACAUCCACAGCUCCCACCACUGACAGGUUUACCACCAGCACAAGCUCUGUGUGAGCUUCCGGGACCUGGACUGGCUGGACUUGGUCAUCGCCCCCCAAGGCUACUUAGCCUACUACUGAGAAUGCGCCUUCCUGCUGGUCUCCUGCAUGAAUGCCACCAACCACGCCAUCCUGCAGUCCCUGGUGCACCUGAUGAAGCGAGUCCCCAAGGUGUGCAGUGUACCCAAGCUGAGUGUCACCUCUGUGCUCUACUACAGCAGCAGCAACGUCAUCCUGCAGAAGUACUGCAACAUAGUAGUCAGGGCCUGCGGCUGCCACUAA
Molecule: messenger RNA, 1068 nt
Organism: Octodon degus (degu)
Lineage: Eukaryota; Metazoa; Chordata; Mammalia; Rodentia; Octodontidae
Product: bone morphogenetic protein 8A
Biological process (GO): SMAD protein signal transduction
Cellular component (GO): extracellular region
Molecular function (GO): cytokine activity; growth factor activity
Source: RefSeq, a predicted model, not a curated record